GGAGGCGCGAGCUCUGCGGGCAGAUACAUGGUGCUGAAUUUUUCAAGAUGUCGUCGCUGGAACAGAGGUUGUCGCGAAUCGAAGAGAAGCUAAAGCAAGAAAAUGAAGAAGCUCGGCGGAGAAUCGACCUCAACAUCGACAUGAGUCCGCAGCGGCCACGUCCGAGGCCUAUCAUCGUGAUCCAGCUCAGUCCUGCUCCAGCCCCCUCCCAGCGUGCAGCUCUCCAGCUGCCCCUGGUCAACGAUGGAGGCAGCCGCUCAUCAUCCUCAGAGAGCUCGCCUCAGCACCACCCUUACCAGAGCCGCCCGCGACACAUGCUCACCCUGCCCACGCCUCCCUAUAGCCUACAGAAGAGCCUGGAGAAUGUGGAGAUUGACCAGAAACUGCAGGAAAUCAUGAGGCAGACAGGUUACCUGAAGAUCGAUGGACAGCGGUAUCCAGCAGAAGUAACUGACCUCAUCAGUGAGGGAGAGAUCGGCAGCGGGACGUGUGGACAGGUCUUCAAAGUCCGGUUCAAGAAGACGGGCCAUGUCAUCGCAGUCAAGCAAAUGCGUCGUACGGGAAACAAGGAUGAAAACAAGCGGAUCCUCAUGGACCUGGAUGUGGUGCUGAAGAGUCACGACUGCCCUUACAUCAUUCAGUGCUACGGUGCCAUAGUUACUAACACGGAUGUUUUCAUUGCGAUGGAGCUGAUGGGAACCUGUGCAGAAAAGCUGAAAAAGAGAAUCCAAGGCCCAAUCCCAGAGCGAAUCCUGGGAAAGAUGACCGUUGCAAUAGUGAAGGCGUUGUUGUAUCUGAAGGAGAAACACGGCGUCAUCCACCGCGACGUCAAACCGUCAAACAUCCUGAUUGACGCCAAGGGUCAGAUCAAACUGUGCGACUUUGGCAUCAGCGGUCGCCUCGUGGAUUCAAAGGCGAAGACUCGCAGUGCCGGCUGUGCUGCCUACAUGGCGCCUGAAAGAAUAGACCCUCCAGACCCCACCAAACCUGAUUAUGAUAUUCGAGCAGAUGUGUGGAGUCUUGGCAUUUCUCUGGUGGAGCUAGCCACAGGACAGUUUCCCUACAAGAACUGCAAGACAGACUUUGAGGUUCUGACCAAAGUGCUGCAGGAAGAUCCUCCUGUGUUGCCUCUAAGCAUGGGUUUCUCUCUCGACUUCCAGUCCUUUGUCAAAGACUGCCUCACAAAGGAUCACAGAAAAAGGCCAAAAUACCAUCAGCUGCUGGAGCACAGUUUCAUCCGGCGCUACGAGGUUCUGGAGGUGGACGUGGCCGGCUGGUUUCAGGUGGUGAUGGAGCGCACCGAGUCGCCUCGCAGCAGCCAGUGCUACAGCCAUCAACACAUGCUCCACUCGCUGCUCAGCAGGUAGCCUAACUCGGCAUCCGCCUGGCCUCCACUCGGCCCGAAAGCCAGACCGGACCGGCCGAGCUUUAGCUUCAGCCCAGGCUCGGUCCGAUCUAGUCUAGCUGUUCGCAUCGACGAACCCAUCCUGCCUGUCCACCAACCAGAGGACUCAUGAUGAACAGAUGGAGUGAUGGACAGAGGUGUGCUAAUGGAUGGAUGGAUAGCUUACUUUAAUAUUUAAUCAUGUGUAAAAUUUGGACUGGAAGAGGGACCAGAAAAAGAUGCACACUUUAGCUAGCUUCGUUCAUUCAGACAAGACGAUCUCCUUGUCUUAUCACACAAACUAUCUCCUGUACUUCCUCCAGGUUUUUGUCCUUCUAUUUGUCGGUUUCCAGCAUCGAUCAAUCAGCAGCGUAGUCACUACACACUGGAGUAAAACGUUAAAAAAACUAACGCUGCGUUGGCAAGGACAGGAAAACUGUGCAAUUCUGAACCUUCAGGUGUUUUUACUAUCGUACGUUCUCAGGCGUAGAGUAGAUUCUCCAUAUGAAUGAACAAAUAUUUCAUAACCACCUUCACACUACAGUGCUAACACCCACAAAAAGGGACUUUUUUUCUUCAUAUUUUUAUGUUUGUAGCAACUUUAGGCGACAUUAAUUUAUCUACAAAGUAUAACAGAAGACAAGUUAUUUUAAUUAGAAGAUGCAUCUUUGGAAAAACAAAAAAGUUCCUAAAAAAAUUAGUGUUGCACCGUAGGUUUUUAGACAUGUUUGUCUCUUGUUUUUGUGUUUAUCGAAAUGUUUUAUGAAGAGCCUAAAAAGAAGAGAGAUUAGUUGGAAAGCAAAUUGGUGGAGAGCAGCUAGAAGAUUUAUUUAAGAGAAGUUGGAUUGAAAAUGGAAAGUUAGGCAAGGAGUUGGCAGAUGUUUUGUAGGUGGAGCAUCCUAUUCCAAACAUCAGUCUGUUUGACUACCUCUUCCUCUUUGUCCGCUGUUCAGUCUGCCUCAGCCCUUGAGCAAGGCAGCAUCGUUUCCAGACCAAAGUCUGCAUGCGGUUUGAUGUUCAGGAUGGAGCAGAAAGCUUCAGAUGUGACGAUUAUGGCGUUUAUUGAGCCUCUGGGAGAGACUGUCAACAUAAAACCUUUGUUUUCACACGCAAGCCUUUACUAAUUAACUCCAUAAAUGAGUUGAGUAAUGAAUUUUUU
Xiphophorus maculatus (southern platyfish) is the source of this 2543-nucleotide messenger RNA. It is a transcript of the gene map2k7, whose product is annotated as mitogen-activated protein kinase kinase 7. The coding region runs from base 48 to 1367 and encodes 439 amino acids. The record is from RefSeq and is a predicted model, not a curated record. Gene Ontology annotation, biological process: protein phosphorylation. The transcript is spliced from 12 exons. Gene Ontology annotation, molecular function: protein kinase activity; ATP binding. NCBI's taxonomy places the organism in Eukaryota, Metazoa, Chordata, Actinopteri, Cyprinodontiformes, Poeciliidae.